UAUUAUUAGUAUACAUACAAGAUUACAAGAACAAGUUCAACACAUUCUUUAAUCAAUUACCAACAUAAGUUUACAGUAUCCUCUAAGUUAAUCCUAGAUUAAUUAUUAAAUGAGAUUUCUUUAAAUUUCUAAGCUCUAUCUUCAAAGUUUCAUCAAAAGUUAUAGAACGAAUACGUAGCUACACGAUUUCCAGGUGCACAAACAGAGACUCGUUACUAUAUACGCAGGAUGUCCAACUCGGGUUUAUCAUCAGGAGCUCAACUUCGCUACAUGAUUCAAUGGUUUCAAGAGUUCAGCGAGUUACAAAGAGAGGAUUUCUUACCAAUACUGGUUGCCAGUCAUGGAGAGAAGUCGGAGGAGCUCGCUGGCUGCCUGGCCGCUCUGACAUGUCAAGAUAAACCUCUAAGUUUGUUCCAAUGUCGUAUAAAACUCUUCAAUGAAUGGUAUCCUACAUGGUCUGAGGAAGACAAAGAGAGACUGCAGAAAUCAGUGUCAGAGAUUGAUCCUGAAUUCGGGAGCAAACUGCAAGACGCUCUUGUUAAUGGUAUCAAAGUUAACGGUGUGGAUGACUUUUAUUCCGUUAUUGAAAACCAUAAUCACGAGUUGGGAAACAAUGAAGAAAAUUUGUCUGUAGAUAAUACUGAAACUGUUGGAAUAAGUCAAGAGGUUUCAGUGGAAAUAGCUGCAGCUUCUUAAGUAUAUUAUUGCCAUAUUUUUGCAAAGUAUAGAAAAAAUAUUAGCCUUUCCGGUUGUUCAUACAAUCUAAUGUGUUACAAUUUUUUUACACUAUUUCAUGAUCUGAACUGAUUUAUUUAUGGCCUAUUUAUAACUUAGUUAAAUUGAUGUGGCUGUUAGUUUAAUAUCAAUGAUUUAAUUAAUUGAUUAAUAAUUUACUGCACCUGAUAUAAACAAUGAAUUCUAAACUAUAUUACAUAAUAUAGUAUAUGAUGAUGUAAUGUAUAAACAACAGUAUUCUUACGUUCUUUUAGUUUAAAGUAUCAAACUUAUAUUAAGACUCCUAAUAUGAAUUUUUUUCAUUAGAUUUCGGUUUCCGAAAUCAUAAUAAUGUAUGGACACUUUAUUAGGGCAACACUUAGUGUUAUUAUGGUGUUAACGAUCACAACAAUGCGACUGGCCAUUGCGGACUUACAUGAGAUCUUAAAAUGGUAUUUAAAAAUGUUCAUCUGGACCCUAUGGUUUGUAAGUUCAAUGGUUUUAAACGUGCCAAAAAGUACUGGUAAAAAUUUAUAGCGUUAUGAUAAUGUCAUUUGAUUUAACCUAUUUUAGCCAUCAAACUAUUUGGUCCCUUUCUGUAUUAAAGUUAAAAUAAAAGUUGAUAGAAAGUUAUUAUAAGUAAGAUUCUUAUUUGAAUGUUAAGAGUUAGUAUUGCAUUUUGAUUAAGUUUAUAAUUUAUAUGUAGUUUAGUAGUAUGAAUUAUAUUAUUUUAUAGUUUAUGUAUAAGACCAGGAUGUAAGGAGUUUAUAAAUAAUGUAUUAUGUGCCUAUCUAUAUUAGUAUUGCGCUAAAAGUAGCCAAUUGUUAAAUUACAAAAUAUAGUUCUAUUUAGAAACCACUUGGGUGCGUUGUACAGCUUUUAAAACAUGCCUAGUGAUAUUUUUUUUAUGGCAAUAAGGGACGAGACGAGCAGAUGUUCAUCUGAUCUAAAAAUAUUGAAUACCUACAAAACUAUAUUAUGUAUCAUAAAUAGAAGAAGUGGGUCAUCUCAUUUGUUCUGUUGCAAAAUAUUGAUGAUUAAAAAUGAGCGUGUUUGUUACAAAAACUUGCCAUCAAUUUAGAGCACUGGUUACCUACCUACAUAUUUAAAUUAAAAUGGAGAGCAUGGCAAAAUCGUGUUAUGGCAUGAGAACACAACGCGUGCCACUGAUAUCGUAUUCAUGAGAAACCUAGAUACGAGUACCGAUGGGCAUUGGAAGGAAUCGACCACAAUGGCGCGGGCAGGAGGGGUCGCGUACCCCUCCCUCUCUCUCCUACAUUACCGCGACCCAUCUUUGAUCGCUGGUGUCCAAGUUGAGCCACUAUUUGUGUAUAUUUCACAUGAUUAAACUAAAACAUUAGUUACUUGUAGUUAUGUAUUGAAAGUGUCACUUACUAAAUAGCUCCCUUGAGUAUAGAUAUCACUUCACACUAUACUAUAUUUAUCGACUAACUUCAUGCUGUCGGAAAUCGUGACACUGGGUUAUAAAGGAUUCACAUUUUUGUCACUAAAGUGCUAUUGUAAUUAUUAUGUUUUUGUAUGGUCAAUUAUUUAUUCAUGGGUUUAUAUAUUUUAUAAACAUGAGACAUUCCAUAAAAAAUCCAUUGAUAGUUAUAAGAAUCUCUAUAAUAUUUAUGUAUUCUAACUAGUUAACGUGUAUUUUAUCAAGUAAGUACAAAUAUUUUAUACAGUUUAUGUGAAAAUAA
Leptidea sinapis is the source of this 2420-nucleotide messenger RNA. RefSeq lists its product as uncharacterized. Lineage: Eukaryota; Metazoa; Arthropoda; Insecta; Lepidoptera; Pieridae. Bases 229 to 696 code for a protein of 155 amino acids. The transcript is spliced from 3 exons. The record is from RefSeq and is a predicted model, not a curated record.